AUGGUCUCCGCACCACGACGUGGAGAUAACCCAGGCGCACCCUCGCCUCCGCGGGCUGUCUCUUCGACCCAUUCCUCCGUCGCGACGGGUACGGGUCCUCUGGAAUUCAACACAGCUGCUCCUACUGGUGUGGUCAUCACGUCUGCCCCCCCUCUCGUGUCUGGCUCGAACAUCGUCAUUACUUCCUCCUCCCCCACUCAGUCGACGUCUUCCACUCCCUCCCCAUCGGAAACCUCUGCAGCUGCCUCAUCUGCGUCCAGCAAGUCCCAACUCCCCAUCGGGACUGUCAUCGCUGCAUGUGUUGGUGCGUUCAUCGGGGUCGUGGUCCUCCUCAUCCUCUUCUACGCCUGGUACAAGCGUUCGACGGAUAGGAUGACGGCGGCGGCUAGGCGGAAUGCAGAGAACAAGGCAGAGCAGCAACGCCAGCCUGCGAAGCAGUUCAAGCAGCUCGACGACCAGGAGAAACCUCGCGGCGCGGCCCCUCCAACGUCGCCCACCGCACGGGACCAGCAGGAGGUAGACGCGAACUUCUCCAUGUUCAAGAAGUCCCCCAGCGUCCGGUCAGCCUACACCACCAAGACCGGUACGGAGGAUUUGAACCACUUCGAUCUCCCUCAGCUCGAGUUCACAAAGUACCACCCGACCCUCGCGCAGGAGCUCUCGCUAGAGGCUCCCGAGAAACCCUUCGCCGUCGCCGGGCGCCAAAACAGUGGCGUCUCAUGGGACGGCGAGACGCUUGGUGAUGAUUCCUUCCUGUCCUUGCGUUCUGUUCGCGUGGAGUCUGGCACGAUGUCACCCACGAUGGUCAUGGCCAAGAUGACCCCGCCGGCCACCUCGUCCGCUCCCCACAAGUGGGAGUCCGCGGAGGUCCUGCAGGUGGAGGAGGACGCGUCCUCAUCUUCCCAGCCGAAGAACCCCUUCGCCGAGAUGGCGGAGGAGCAGCGGUCGAGGAGCAACAACCCCUUCUUCAAUGCUCAAGAUAUGCAGCGCACGAGUCGUGCCAUGCGCAGUCGCAGCAACAGCCGCACGAGUCGAGGCCAGAGCAUCGUCCGUCCCGACAGCCGUGCCACCGUCACCCAGCAUACGAAUCCAUUCCUCGAUCUACACGAAGCUGUCCCCGUCUCUGCAGUAGAGAUGCCCCAAAUGGACGCCUUAUCCCCGAGCGCCGGCUUCCAGACGAAGUCCGUUCCCAGCGGCGCGUCAGCGCAAGCGUUUGUCAACGAGCGUGCGAUGGAGUCUCUCAUCGCUGCUCUGGACCUCUCGAAGGAAGAGGUGGAGGCCCGCCUGCGCGUCGUCUCCAUGCAGGGCUCGACCUACUCCGCAUACUCGGAGAACGACGACUCGGACAUUGCGACCGUACGAGAGUUCCCCUUGCCCCCCGGGACGACCUCGCGCCCAUGAUGUCCCCCCGACCACUGCUCGUCGUUUUCCUCUGCGCGGGAGCCUGGGCCACCCGCGUGCCUGAGCUGAGCGCGUGCGCCGCCUUCCUUUCAUUGAUCCAUCCGUGCUUGACUGCAACGCCUUUCCCUUCGUGAUACACUCGAGUCUGGACUUACUCAUUGUCCCAUCCUUCCGCAACGACCCGUCCUAUCUACCCCUUGAUGUACGUGAUACGUGGGUCAGGAUCCGUCGACGCUCACCGCCCCGUUGGCCUGCGCUUGGAGACGGACACUGCAGUCUCAUCUUCCAAGUCGCGCCCCCCUCCCUCCAUGCUCGUCCCACGCGGGUCAUGUUGUACCUCCUACCCUCCCCCAGUCACCUCUUCCUUCCAGCCGGUCUCUUCCGCGCCCCUGCUCUGCCUAUCUGCCGUUCUUCGUUACCCACUGGAGGGUUCAUUUUUCUCACGUUCCCCUUCCCCCCUCCUAUGACCCCGAACCUUGAUUUAGGUUUGCCCUUAGUCCUUAGUGUACUAACUCACGUUGAUUUAU
This is a messenger RNA of Dichomitus squalens LYAD-421 SS1, 1928 nucleotides long. RefSeq lists its product as uncharacterized. Bases 1 to 1401 code for a protein of 466 amino acids. The record is from RefSeq and is a predicted model, not a curated record. Lineage: Eukaryota; Fungi; Basidiomycota; Agaricomycetes; Polyporales; Polyporaceae. The transcript is spliced from 3 exons.